CAGCGGAUCACUGAUCAGCAGAAUGAGCCGAUGACUGUGUGAGGAGAGGAGAGCCGGUAAUCGGCAUUCCUCAGAGGGGACAUCUACACUGAUCAUCAGGGCACUGAUGAUUAGUGCCCUGAUGAUCAGUGUAGCCCCAUCAGUGCCACCUUUCCGUGUCCAUCAAUGCCACCUGCCAGUGCACAUCAAUGCCACAUAUCAGUGCCUACCAGUGCACAUCAAUGCCACAUAUCAGUGCCCAUCUGAGAUGCCUUUCAGUGCCACCUAUAAGUGCUGCCAAUCAGUUCCAUCUAUCAGUGCUGCCUAACAGUGCCAGUCAGUGCUGCCUAACAGUGUCAGUCAGUGCCGUCUACCAGUGC
Staurois parvus is the source of this 359-nucleotide messenger RNA. NCBI's taxonomy places the organism in Eukaryota, Metazoa, Chordata, Amphibia, Anura, Ranidae. The record is from the annotation of a GenBank genome assembly.